Messenger RNA from Leishmania major strain Friedlin, 639 nucleotides. Its product is annotated as amastin-like protein. The record is from RefSeq and is a predicted model, not a curated record. Lineage: Eukaryota; Euglenozoa; Kinetoplastea; Trypanosomatida; Trypanosomatidae. The transcript has a single exon. Bases 1 to 639 code for a protein of 212 amino acids.
AUGGCGUUGAGGAUCAGCAUGAUAGUAUAUGUAGUCCUCCAGUUCAUCGCGUUCUUUUUCGUGCUGGUGGGUACGCCGCUCGACAUGUUUCGGGGGAAUGAUCCAGUUGCUGCCUACAGGAGUGUUUGCAUCACCCUAUGGGGCUGGAAAUCGCGUUGCACAUCUAGCGUGUACGAAGCUGGUGUGGACGAACUAUGGCGGGAUUGUGGGGGCCGCCGCAAGCGUUUCCGCGCUGCUCAGGUGUUGGCUGUCAUCUCCAUCUUCGUGUACGGCGCGGCGUUCGUCUUGGGCGUCCUUCUGCUGUGCUGCUGCUCGAUCUUCCGCUUGUUGUGCCUGGCUCUCAACAUCGUGGGCGUCUUCACUUUAAGCGUCGUCUGGGUGGUCAUGGUGGUGACCUACUACAAGCAUGAGGCUCUUACUUGCCCGAAUCUCAAGGGUUUCUUCAACUAUGGAGCCGGGUUCGCUCUCUUCUUGGUGGCCUGGUGCCUGGACAUCAUCAACAUCGCCGUCUUGCUCCUCCCGUGCCAGAACAGAGGGCUUUCUGUGAGUGAAAAGCUUGAGGAGGAGGAUGAGCUUCAGCCUGCGCCGGAAGCGGAGCCGAUGCAGGAGUCUGCACAGCAUGGAGAGAAGGUGCAGUAA